GCUGGCUUGUCGAGAAGUGUCGAGAAGUUCCGAGCCCGGCGGGGGGCGGGGCUGCGAGGCUCCCUCCGGUGAAUAAUUUAAAGGGGCCGCGCCUGCCGAGCCCGGCGGAAAGCUAGCGGUGCUGGCGCAGAGUGGACUCCAGCUGAGGCCCCUGGGUGAGUUCGGGUUUUCAUCGGCCCCUCAGGGGCGUCCCUCCGGCUAUCGUUAGCGAGUCUCGGCUUUCUCAAGAUCUCUCCUCCGCCGAUUCCCAGUAGCUCCCGACUUUCUGAUGCUCCCAACCCCCUAGUUCCCGGAAGAUGUUUCUGCACCUGUAGCCGGGUGCGCCCUGGGGUGAAAGGGGACCAGUCACCACGAAUUUUUCAGCUGACGUCUCAAGGGCCCAGUGACUCUCCCGAAUUGCCAUUAAUACUCUAACAGCGCCAGAAACAUCUUCAGCUUCAGAGAAAAGUCCCAGAGUGUUCCAGCGUUCCUCAGUAUCUUCCAAGGAGCCCGGACACCCUCCCCAGGCCCGAUCUCAUACGCAGAUGACCCCAGGGACGUGCCCACCCAGCUCUCGGCUUCCCCAGUCUUGUAUUCCUCGGAAUCUCUCAGUAACUUUCCAGGGCUCCCCAGUAAUUCCAGCGUCCCUGGUUACGCCUCUCACCAGCGGCGCCACCAUCGUUCCGGAGGCCCAGUGAUGCUCCUCACCAUCAGAGACCCCAUAACUUUAUUAUAAUGUGAUAGUAAAUCCCCAGAAUAAACCUAGCAAGCCCACCCCACCCGAGCGUCCCAGGGCUCGAGAUUGCCCCAGGACCCCUUCUGUGGGAGUCGCCGGCAGCACUCCCCGGCGCCCCAGCUCCCGGGUCUUCCCGGGGGCAGGCUUGGGUCGGAGUAAGUGUCCAGCUGUUCCUCCCCUCCCUUCGGACUUCGUGGCUUGCAGGCAGGCGCCAGUUUUCCUGGAGUGGGGCAUCCAGUCUUCUAGGGAGUGGGUAGGCGAGGAGGUGCGGCCCAGGAGUCUGUCGGGCAGGAUUGAUCAAUCCCGUGCAGGCCCAGGACGGGGCCACCAGCUGGAGGGGGCCGUGCCCUGCGGAGACCCGCCCACGGGCUGCUGACUGUGGACGCUAGGACGGCUACCCUUUGGCCCCGGGGUGCGGUUGGAGGGGCCGGAUGUCUGGGCGGUCUUGUGCGUAGGCGAAGGGAGCCUGGCGAGGAGCCGGGGACCAGCUUCAACCCCUGGCCUGGGCCGGGAGGUCAAUUUGUCCCGUCCCUCUGUCCCGCAGCACCCCUCUACCCCUGUAACUUUCCCAUCCGGGCAGCAGGAACCCAGGGGGCGGGGCUCGCGGCAGGGAAGGGUUGGGCCCUUAUUGACCACUGGCACAAGUUCCUGCUGCUCCUUGAUUCCCCAGGACUCCCGGCUACCAGACCCGCCGCUCGGCCUGAAGCAACUGAUGGAGGCCCCACUGCAAACAGGAAUGAUGGAGACACCCGGGGAGGACUUGGAGGGACAGAUAUGCGGUUCGCAGCCAGUGCCGUUCGUCCCGCAGGUGCUGGGCGUGAUGAUAGGGGCCGGAGUGGCGGUGCUGGUUACGGCCGUGCUCAUCCUCCUGGUGGUGCGGAGGCUGCGAGUGCCGAAAACCCCGGCCCCGGAUGGCCCACGGUAUCGGUUCCGGAAGAGGGACAAAGUGCUUUUCUAUGGCCGGAAGAUUAUGCGGAAGGUGUCACAGUCCACCUCUUCCCUGGUGGACGCCUCAGUCUCCACCACUUCCCGGCCACGCAUGAAGAAGAAACUUAAGAUGCUCAACAUUGCCAAGAAGAUCCUGCGCAUCCAGAAAGAGACACCGACAUUGCAGCGGAAGGAGCCCCCGCCCGCAGUGCUGGAGGCGGACCUGACAGAGGGUGACCUGGCCAACUCCCACCUGCCCUCUGAAGUGCUCUACAUGCUCAAGAACGUCCGGGUGCUGGGCCACUUUGAGAAGCCACUCUUCCUGGAGCUCUGUAGGCACAUGGUCUUCCAGCGACUGAGCCAGGGAGACUAUGUCUUGCGGCCAGGCCAGCCCGAUGCCAGCAUCUACGUGGUGCAGGAUGGGCUGCUGGAGCUCUGCUUGCCAGGGCCUGAUGGGAAGGAAUGUGUUGUGAAGGAAGUGGUCCCUGGAGACAGCGUGAACAGCCUUCUAAGCAUCCUGGAUGUCAUCACUGGUCACCAGCAUCCCCAGCGAACGGUGUCUGCCAGGGCAGCCCGUGACUCCACAGUGCUGAGGCUGCCAGUGGAAGCCUUCUCUGCCGUCUUCACCAAGUAUCCGGAGAGCUUGGUGCGGGUGGUGCAGAUCAUCAUGGUGAGGCUACAACGAGUCACCUUCCUGGCGCUGCACAACUACCUGGGUCUGACCAAUGAGCUCUUCAGCCACGAGAUCCAGCCCCUGCGCCUGUUCCCCAGCCCUGGCCUCCCAACCCGCACCAGCCCCGUGCGUGGCUCCAAGCGGGUGGUCAGCAACUCAGCUAGUGAGGAGCCAAGAGAGACCCCCGGUCGGCCGCCUGACCCCACCGGGGCUCCACUGCCUGGACCUACAGGGGACCCUGUGAAGCCUACAUCCCUGGAAGCCCCCUCAGCCCCUCUGCUGAGUCGCUGCAUCUCUAUGCCAGUGGACAUCUCAGGCUUGCAGGGUGGCCCCCGCUCUGACUUCGACAUGGCCUAUGAGCGGGGCCGGAUCUCUGUGUCCCUUCAAGAAGAGGCCUCCGGGGGACCCCAGGCAGCCCCUGCUCGAACCCCCACUCAGGAGCCCCGGGAGCAGCCGGCAGGCGCCUGUGAAUAUAGCUACUGCGAGGACGAGUCGGCCACCGGUGGCUGCCUCUUCGGGCCCUACCAGGGCCGCCAGACAAGCACCAUCUUUGAGGCGGCCAAGCGGGAGCUGGCCAAGCUGAUGCGGAUUGAGGACCUGUCCCUCCUGAACAGCCGGGUCUUGCUGCGUCAUGCCAAAGCCGGCACCGUCAUUGCCCGACAGGGGGACCAGGACGUGAGCCUGCACUUCGUGCUCUGGGGCUGCCUGCACGUGUAUCAGCGCAUGAUCGACAAGGCGGAGGACGUGUGCCUGUUCGUGGCACAACCGGGAGAGCUGGUGGGGCAGCUGGCUGUGCUCACGGGCGAACCCCUCAUCUUCACGCUGCGUGCCCAGCGCGACUGCACCUUCCUGCGUAUCUCCAAAUCUGACUUCUAUGAGAUCAUGCGUGCACAGCCCAGUGUGGUGCUGAGCGCCGCGCACACAGUGGCCGCGAGGAUGUCACCCUUCGUGCGCCAGAUGGACUUCGCUAUUGACUGGACAGCGGUGGAGGCGGGACGCGCGUUGUACAGGCAGGGCGACCGCUCCGACUGCACGUACAUCGUGCUCAAUGGACGGCUGCGCAGCGUCAUCCAGCGUGGCAACGGCAAGAAAGAGCUGGUGGGCGAGUACGGCCGCGGGGACCUCAUCGGUGUGGUGGAGGCGCUGACUAGGCAGCCGAGAGCCACGACGGUGCACGCGGUGCGCGACACGGAGCUGGCCAAGCUCCCCGAGGGCACCUUGGGCCACAUCAAACGUCGGUACCCACAGGUCGUGACCCGCCUCAUCCACCUGCUGAGCCAGAAAAUUCUAGGGAAUUUACAGCAGCUGCAGGGACCCUUCCCAGGCUCGGGGCUGGGUGUCCCCCCACACUCAGAACUCACCAACCCUGCCAGCAACCUGUCAACGGUGGCAAUCCUGCCUGUGUGUGCUGAGGUGCCCAUGGUGGCCUUUACCCUGGAGCUGCAGCACGCUCUGCAAGCCAUCGGUCCCACGCUUCUCCUCAACAGUGACAUCAUCCGGGCGCGCCUGGGGGCCUCUGCACUGGAUAGCAUCCAAGAGUUCCGGCUGUCAGGGUGGCUGGCCCAGCAGGAGGAUGCACACCGCAUCGUGCUCUACCAGACAGACGCAUCGCUGACGCCUUGGACUGUGCGCUGUCUGCGCCAGGCUGACUGCAUCCUCAUCGUGGGCCUGGGUGACCAGGAGCCCACUGUCGGCCAGCUGGAGCAGAUGCUGGAGAACACGGCCGUGCGCGCCCUCAAGCAGCUGGUGCUGCUGCAUCGCGAGGAGAGCCCGGGCCCCGCGCGCACCGUGGAGUGGCUCAACAUGCGCAGCUGGUGCUCAGGGCACCUGCAUCUGCGCUGCCCGCGCCGCCUCUUCUCCCGGCGCAGCCCGGCCAAGCUGCAUGAGCUCUACGAGAAGGUGUUCUCCAGGCGCGCGGACCGGCACAGCGACUUCUCCCGCCUGGCGCGGGUCCUCACAGGAAACACUAUUGCCCUGGUGUUGGGAGGGGGCGGAGCCAGGGGCUGCUCGCAUAUUGGGGUGCUGAAAGCCUUAGAGGAGGCGGGAGUCCCUGUCGACCUGGUGGGCGGCACGUCCAUUGGCUCCUUCAUCGGGGCCCUGUACGCUGAGGAGCGCAGCGCCAGCCGCACUAAGCAGCGGGCCCGCGAGUGGGCCAAGAGAAUGACUUCAGUGCUGGAGCCUGUGUUGGAUCUCACCUACCCGGUCACCUCCAUGUUCACGGGCUCAGCCUUUAACCGCAGCAUCCACCGUGUCUUCCAGGAUAAGCAGAUUGAGGACCUGUGGCUGCCGUACUUCAACGUGACCACAGACAUCACCGCCUCGGCCAUGCGUGUCCAUAAAGAUGGCUCACUGUGGCGGUAUGUGCGUGCCAGCAUGACGCUCUCGGGCUACCUGCCCCCGCUGUGUGACCCGAAGGAUGGGCACCUCCUCAUGGAUGGCGGCUACAUCAACAACCUGCCAGCGGACAUAGCCCGCAGCAUGGGUGCCAAAACAGUCAUUGCCAUCGACGUGGGGAGCCAGGAUGAGACAGACCUUAGCACCUACGGGGACUGCCUAUCUGGCUGGUGGCUGCUAUGGAAGCGACUAAACCCCUGGGCGGACAAGGUGAAGGUUCCAGACAUGGCCGAGAUCCAGUCCCGCCUGGCCUAUGUGUCCUGCGUGAGGCAGUUGGAGGUCGUCAAAUCUAGCUCCUACUGCGAGUACUUGCGCCCACCCAUCGACUGCUUCAAGACCAUGGACUUCGGGAAGUUCGACCAGAUCUCUGAUGUGGGCUACCAGUAUGGGAAGGCUGUGUUUGGAGGCUGGAGCCGGGGCAAUGUCAUCGAGAAGAUGCUCACAGACCGGCGCUCUACGGACCUUAACGAGAGCCGCCGUGCAGAUGUGCUUGCCUUCCCAAGCUCUGGCUUCACCGACCUGGCAGAGAUCGUAUCCCGGAUCGAGCCCCCCACGACCUACAUCUCUGAUGGCUGUGCUGAUGGGGAGGAAUCAGAUUGCCUCACGGAAUAUGAAGAGGACGUGGGACCAGACUGCUCAAGGGACGAAGGGGGCUCCCCCGAGGGUGCGAGCCCCAGCACUGCCUCCGAGAUGGAGGAAGAGAAGUCAAUCCUCCGGCACAGGCACUGUCUGCCCCAGGAGCCUCCCAGCUCAGCUGCAGAUGCCUGAGGACCUCACCAGCGGUCCGCCAUUCUCCCGCCCCUGGACUAGGCCUGGGGGUUUGCCCUCUGGGGGGAAUUUGCCCCUGCUGCUGCUAUGCCUGCGACCUCCUGGGUCUCCCUUGGCCUCGAGGGCCCACACACUGGACUGAUCUGCCCCAGGAAGAGGGACAGCACUGCACUGAAAACUUGACCAGGCACCCCUCUCCCCCAGUAAACUGUCACCUCUUCGAA
Messenger RNA from Galeopterus variegatus (Sunda flying lemur), 5701 nucleotides. RefSeq names its product patatin-like phospholipase domain containing 6 (gene PNPLA6). The transcript is spliced from 33 exons. Gene Ontology annotation, biological process: phosphatidylcholine metabolic process. Lineage: Eukaryota; Metazoa; Chordata; Mammalia; Dermoptera; Cynocephalidae. Bases 1428 to 5477 code for a protein of 1349 amino acids. Gene Ontology annotation, cellular component: endoplasmic reticulum. The record is from RefSeq and is a predicted model, not a curated record. Gene Ontology annotation, molecular function: phosphatidylcholine lysophospholipase A1 activity.